Myotis brandtii (Brandt's bat) is the source of this 3100-nucleotide messenger RNA. It is a transcript of the gene CX3CR1, whose product is annotated as chemokine (C-X3-C motif) receptor 1. Gene Ontology annotation, cellular component: membrane. Gene Ontology annotation, biological process: cell adhesion; G protein-coupled receptor signaling pathway; immune response. The coding region runs from base 136 to 1206 and encodes 356 amino acids. NCBI's taxonomy places the organism in Eukaryota, Metazoa, Chordata, Mammalia, Chiroptera, Vespertilionidae. The record is from RefSeq and is a predicted model, not a curated record. The transcript is spliced from 2 exons. Gene Ontology annotation, molecular function: C-X3-C chemokine receptor activity.
UUGGCUAACUUUGCAAAUAAAGAUGCCCUCAGAGGGAGGGAAAGGGAAAUGCUCUCUGACAGAGUCUACGUGGAACAGGGUGGCUGAUUGGCACGUUCAGAGGUUCCCUUUCCAAGCCCAGCCCAGACCCUCACCAUGCCUACCUCCUUCCCUGAAUCAAUUUCAGAAGACUUUCAGUAUGAUGAGAGUGCAGAAGCCUGUCAUAUAGGAGAUAUCGUGGCCUUUGGAACUACCUUCCUGCCCAUAGCAUACUCCCUUGUCUUUGCCUUUGGCCUGGUGGGAAAUUUGCUGGUGGUGUUUUCCCUCAUCCAUAGUCAGAAGUCCAAGAGUAUCACCGACAUCUAUCUCCUGAACCUGGCCUUGUCCGAUCUGCUUUUUGUAGCCACCUUGCCUUUCUGGAUUCACUAUCAGGUAAGGGAACAAGGCUUUCACAAUGCCACAUGCAAACUCACUACUGCCUUCUUCUUCAUUGGCUUUUUUGGAGGCAUAUUCUUUAUCACCAUCAUCAGCAUCGAUAGGUACCUGGCCAUUGUCCUGGCUGCCAACUCCAUGAACAACCGGACAGUGCAGCAUGGUGUCACCAUCAGUCUCGGCGUCUGGGCAGCAGCCAUCUUGGUAGCAGCACCCCAGUUCAUGUUCACAAAACUUACGGAAAACCAGUGCUUCGGGGACUACCCUGAGGUCCUGCGGGACAUCUGGCCUGUGCUCCGCAACAUGGAAGCAAACAUUCUUGGCUUCCUGCUCCCUUUGCUCAUUAUGAGUUACUGUUACUUCAGAAUCAUGCAGACACUGCUUUCCUGCAAGAACAACAAGAAAGCUAAAGCCAUUAAACUGAUAUUUCUGGUAGUCAUCAUGUUUUUCCUCUUCUGGACACCCUACCACGUUAUGAUUUUCUUAGAGACACUCAGUCUCUACAACUUCUUUCCCAAAUGUGACACGAAGCGGGAUCUGAAAUUGGCGCUCAAUUUGACUGAGACAAUUGCAUUUAUCCACUGUUGUCUCAAUCCCCUUAUCUAUGCAUUCGCUGGAGAGAAAUUCAGAAGAUACCUUUACCACCUGUAUAGGAAAUGCCUGGCUGUCCUAUGUGGCAGAUCCGCCCAUGUAGGUUUCUCCUCUUCUGAAUCACAAAGGAGCAGGAGGGAAAGUGUUCUGAGCAGCAACUUGACUCACUACACCAGCGAUGGAGAUGCGUCCAUGAAUCUCUGAAGAGAUCUCCAAAGCCUUGUCCCUCCAGAGAGCCUGGAGCUCUGAUUCUGACACUGAAAAAUGAGGACAAAAUUUUUUGUUGUUUCUUACGUGCAAGAAAUGAUGGCCCCAGUGCCCCCCCUCCCCAAACCCCUAAGGUGUUUUUGAGAAUUGUGCUUAAAACUUAAAUGAUUGAGGAUAGACAUGUCUCCUACUGCAAACGUCAGAACUUUUUUGUUUACAAAUGACAAAAAUUUGACUCAAACUAGCUUAGGUAAAAAGGAGGUGGUAAGUAUUGUUCACACUGUGGCACUGACAAGGGGGUGACUGAGCCCUCAGAGUGCACGGGACCGGGGUUUGAAUCAAGCCAGAAUUUCCUCUCUCUGAUUCUCAAAUCUUUGAGUGGUAACUGAGCUCCUAGACUCACAUAGCACAGCUUUGUCAUCAGAAAGGGACUGAGACCCAUUCCUCCUUUUCUGGUCUCAAGGUCAAAAUUCCUAGGGAAGGGCUCUGAUUGGCCAAGUUUGUAUCAGAUGCCUAUCCUUACAUCAGUUGCUGGUAUUCAUGGAGUAGAUAAUAUAGCAGUUUCCCAUCCAAUUUUAUGGCUAGCGAUUCAUGGAGAUGUAUUUCCAAGAAGCUGGAGAGGUAGGUGCUGUUUUGAUCAGACAGAACAAGAGCUGCCCACCAACUUUACCAUGUGUUUGGCUAGCCUAGCCUCUCCUCUAAUCACACCAACCAGUACACAUUACUAGCCGCCUCUUCAAUAAAACCCUUCUCUCAUGUCCCCAAACCUACAAAGGUUCCCCAUUGCCAACUGCUUCAAGUCCAAACUCAAAUACUUGGCCUCUGAAACCCUCCUAGAGAUUCCUUAUUGCCUCCCCUUUUCAAAGGACUCCACCCACCCUGUCAUGUAGAUUUCUUCUAUCUGGCUUCAUGUAUCUCCACCUGCUUCUGGGCCCAAGGGGAAUAGAAAGAACCCUGGCCCAAAAUGAAAAGGGUUUUCAAUCCCAACUCUCUAUCACUUGCCCAUUGGGUGGCCUAGGACAACUGAGCUUCAGUUUCCUCAUCUGUACAAUGGAGAUAAUGGCACUUUUCACAUUGGUAGCAUUGUUUCCGGUAUGAAGAACCAGCCACCAACUGUUGCAGGUCCCAACACUCGUCUGGUUCCCAGACUACAACUUGCUCCCCACCUGGCACCGUGUGUAAGUGAUGGUGUUGGCAGAGCCUGGAGGAGCCUGCAGGUCCGAUGCAUGCUCUAGCCCAGACACAGAGAAGGCUGGUUCCUAGAGUGACAUUCUGUGGAUGCUCUUGGAUGUACGGAUCAAUAACCUGCCCUGACCCAGCCCUCCAGACUGCCUUGAAGAUUCCCUCCCAAUCAUCUUGUGGCAAACUCCUGCCCACCUGGAGAUAACCCCAUUAUUCAUGCCACUGCCAACCUGGAGAGCCAGGGUCACAGGAGUGGCUUUCUUUAUCAGUUAACAUUUGGGAUGAUCUAAAACUUUAAAGCUUGAAAAAUAGCUAUAAUGAUGCUAAAGAAAAUGUCAUCUGUAAUCUGACCAUGCAGUAUUGUCAUUUGCCCGUCCAGAUCUUGUUCAUAUCCUCGUCGCAAUCACAAUGUACAGACAGUUUUGUAAUCUGCGUUUCUUCUCUUAACAGGAGGUCACAUAUUGCUCUCUGUUCCUCCAUAGUUUUGUGAUGAUCAUUUUAGAAGACUGCCAGGAUGUGCCCUCAUUAAAGGCAUCUGACUCGUUGCUGUAUUUCUGGUACCUCCUUGGCAGUCAUUAUGUUUGUUUAACCAAUGAGAGGAUGAAUCAUGUCCCGUCAAGAUCCUGUACCAUAAUUUACUCCCCAUUGCUUUGUUGAUAAACAUUUCACUUAUUUCCAAUAUUUACCAAAUAUAAACAUGUAUAAUUUC